GCCGCCCCGCUUUCCCCUCAGGCGCUGCUACUCCCGCAGCCCGGGUCGCCCCGCGCGGCACCGCUGCUGUGCGCCGGAGCUGUCCGGAAGCACCGAGAUGGAACCGCGGCACGAGCGUCGCGGUGCUGAGGACAGAGGCGCCGGAGCUGGGGGAACGCAUUCUCCUGCAGAAGCUGGCAGCCCGAGGCUUGGAUGGGUGCACUCUCGGCUGGGUGAGGAGCUGGCUGGAGGGCCGAGCUCAGAGAGUGGUGGUGAAUGGAGUGAAAUCCAGCUGGCGACCGGUCGUGAGUGGUGUUCCCCAGGGAGCCUUAAGCCCGUCUGUCCCAGGCGUCUUGAGCUGGUCUCCGUCAUAUGGUGCCGAAACCCGGGAAUCUCGGACUCCAUAUGACAAAGGCGUCGCUUCCUCCCACGAGCCGCGGUUGGUAAGUUGGAAUAGGGAGGUAAGGACUAGGGAAUUGGACAGAUUGUUAAAUAAAAUGGGACAAGCUGCAAGUACAGAACGAGGCAUUUUUUCUGCAAUGCUGAAAUCAUUAUUAGUUGCCCGAGGAGUAAAAGUGACUCGGGGUCAGAUUAGUCGUUUUUUAGAUUUUAUAGAGGAAGUAUGCCCCUGGUUUCCCAGGGAUGGAACUAUUAAUAUUGAAACUUGGAAUAAAGUAGGCGAAAGACUCCAGGGCUAUUAUGCUGUGCAUGGUCCUGAGAAGGUACCUAUUGAUACCUUUACACUUUGGACUCUAAUAAAAGAAUGUCUCAGAGGAGACACAGGAGAUGAGAAGUGGCAGCGGACCACUCGCUCAACAGAAAAGUUAUAUCCUGCCUUGUCGCGAUCAAAAUCUCUUGAUCAUAUCCCUUUGUCUAUGCCAUCGGCACCCCCACCCUCCCCUCCCCAGUAUGAGCAACCUUUGAUUUGUAAAUUAGCAAACGACUUGCCGCCUUGUAAACCUCCUAGCACUAACAUAACAAAGGAUAUUUUACCCCCUGAUGACUGGGGAGAAUUAGAAAAAGAGGCUGCUGAAUAUCACCAUAAGGAUUUAGCGGCUGUAUUCCCAGCGUUACAGGCUGCUGGUGCCGCUGUGCAGACACAACAGAUAGUCAAUCAGGCUCGAUCAGAUCCCCUUGCUGUUUCACCUGCCUUUCGAGCAGGGCGAAUGCCUCCCCCGCCUGGAGUAGAUGCUUUGCUUAUGCAACAAUCCCCUAUGCAAUUAGCAUUAAAAGAAGCUAGGAAAGCUGGGGAGACAAUUGAUGAAUUUUCUGGGCAACUUUUUCCGUCUCAAGUUUUCCCUGUCAUACAGUGUCAACUUGCAAACGGUGGCAUUCUGAAUGAUUAUGAGCCUAUUCCUUUUAAACAACUGAAAGAGCUUGAAGCUGCUAAUAUUCUUCCCCCUUCUGACUGGAAAAGUUUGGUGAAGGCUGUGUUAAGUGGAGGUGAAUAUUUGCUUUGGACUUCCGAAUAUGCGGAACGGUUCUUCUUGUGCCCCUUUAUUACCAGUUCCUCAUUUUGGAGUGAACCCCAGAGGAUUAAUGCCUAAUGAUUUAUGGCAGAUGGAUAUCACGCAUGUACCUUCUUCUGGAAAAUCUUCUUAUGUCUAUGUAACAAUUGACACUUUCUCUCACUUUGCAGUAGCCCUCAGACUUGUCUGGUGAAAAACUCUCUCAUGUAUGCAACCAUCUUUUGCAUUGUUUUAGCGUUAUGGGAACACCGAAAUCAUUAAAAAACGAUAACAAGACAGCUUAUGUAAGUAGCAGUUUUGCAACCUUUUGUCGACAUUUUAAAAUUUACCAUAAAACUGGAAUUCCAUAUAAUCCAGAAGGCCAAGGUAUAGUAGAAAAAUUUAAUCAUUUAUUGAAAACUCAACUAAAGAAAAUAAAAAGGGGGACAUGAGGAAUUAAAGAUACUCCGUCCUCUAUGUUAUCACAUGCAUUAUUUGUUUUAAAUUUUUUGACAUUGGAUGAUAAUGGAAAAUCGGCUGCUGAUAGACACUGGAGUAAUAAAAAGAGAUAAACCAAUGGUAUAUUGGAGAAAUCCAAUGGACGGUAAAAUUUAUGGUCCUGAUCCUGUACUAAUUUGGGGCAGAGGAUAUGUUUGUUUUUUCCCUACAGACGAAACCUCACCAUGGUGGAUACCGGAGAGAUACGUCCGUCAUGCCGAAAAACAAAGAUGGGAGAACUGCGAAGGAAGAUUCAGAGACUGACUCUAACCCAGACGAAUCCAUUGUGUGAACAAAUUAUAAUGCAGCAAGAUUGGGAUACCAAUGUUUCAACAGGAAUUCAUUGGGCUCUGAAUUUUCUCUAUAUAGAUUUAGCUAAUGGGACAAGAGGUUCUGGAACACCUCCCUUAAAUUUUCCUUUAUGUCAAAGCACAAUCACUCCAAAAACAGAAUUUGCACCUUUAUGGAGAGCAUGUCGAGCUAACGAAACAGUGUGCAUUGAUUCCACUAUCUGUGAUUGGAAUAUGAUAGGAAAUCAAGGGCGACCAAUUAAUUUGGUCUCAGGAAUUUGGACAAAAAACAAUCAUACGUUCUAUUCUAAUUUAUGGAAAGCAGUCGCAGCCAUGGAAAAAAUCAAAGCAAAACGAUUAAACUUGACUUGGAUUCAAAUAAAUAAUAAAUGGGCAAUGACUGCAGAGAGUUAUACAACUGAGUUUUAUAUGCGAGCUUGUGUUCCAGAACCUUAUGCCUUUUUAAGCGGACCACUGAAUAUUGUGAAUAGCAUAGUGAGUUGUACCGAUUGUGUAAUCUCUAAUUGUCUUAAUAGUAGCAGUAGUUCCUUCUUGUUAGUAAAGCAACCUGAUUAUGUCUAUCUUCCUGUAAAUUUGACACAUUAUUGGUAUGCUGAUAAGGGAAUGGAAAUUCUCCAAGAAACUUCUUUGCAAUUAAUAGAGAGAUCUAAGCGAAUGGUCGGAUUAAUAAUAGCCGGAAUAGCUGCGCUCAUUGCUGCCAUAGCAGUAACAACAGUAGCUUCUAUUUCUUUAACAACUAGUAUUCAGACAGCAGCUUAUGUUAAUGAAUUAUCAAUUAAUGUAUCUAAAGCGUUACAAAAUCAAGCUACUUGGGAUGAAAAGAUUGAACUGCGUCUCAAUUCCUUAAAGGAUACAGUAGACAUCCUGGGAAGACAGUUACAAAUUAUAGCUACUCGUGAAUCUCUCUUAUGUCAUGCAGAAUACCGAGCUAUCUGUGUGACUCCUGUUGAAUACAAUAAUACCAAAUUCUCUUGGAAUAAAAUACAAGAUCAUCUUCAAGGCAUAUGGAAUAAUGCGAACACAUCAUUAGAUCUUAGGGAAUUGAGACAGCACAUUCACGAUAUGAUACAAUCGCACCAUAUAGAUCUUUCAGUAGCAGCUCAAACUACUACAUUUAUAAGCGCUCUAAAAUCUGCAUUUUCGUCCUUCAAAUCAUUUAGAAAUGGAAUUUAUGGGCUGAUAGUCAUUGCCAUAAUGAUAAUAAUAGGAAUUCUUGUUUGUCCAUGCUUGAUGAAAAUGAUAACAAAUAAACUCCAAAAUUUGCGUAUAAAUCUUAAAAAAUUGGAAAUGGAAAACACAAAAAACAAACCACCACCACCCCUGGUCUAAUAAAAUAGAAAAGGGUGGAAUGAGGAAGACUGUUAAGCAAAACAGACCUGGCUGGCCUGAAAGGGUCAAACAGGGAACACGCAGCCCCUCCUGAAAGGGAAGGACUGCCAUGUGUAACAUGCGGCCCUUCCUGAAAGGGAAGGACUGCCACGUGUAACAUGCGGCCCCUCCUGAAAGGGAAGGACUGCCAUGUGAAACCAGCAAGCAUAAUUAACAGCUUCUUCGUUCCAUGACCAAGAGCAGAACAUGUUCUGUGGAGAGAACACCUUUUGAUCACUGUACUGAUCAUAAUACAAAGAGCUAACUAACUAAUGAUGUAUUGCUGUCAGCCACAUGAAUGUUAUCUGAUUUAAGUAUUGUAUACUCCUGUAGCUAAAAGAUAUAAAAACUCUGUAACAACAAUAAACUUUGCUUUUGCGCCA
Lagopus muta (rock ptarmigan) is the source of this 3987-nucleotide messenger RNA. RefSeq names its product endogenous retrovirus group K member 5 Gag polyprotein-like. Lineage: Eukaryota; Metazoa; Chordata; Aves; Galliformes; Phasianidae. Gene Ontology annotation, biological process: viral process. The record is from RefSeq and is a predicted model, not a curated record. The transcript has 3 exons. Gene Ontology annotation, molecular function: structural molecule activity. The coding region runs from base 477 to 1526 and encodes 349 amino acids.